CAUUUCUGCGCUCUAGCAUGGUUCCGACUGUCAGACUAAUUGAGCACCCUACAGGUAUGCACACAACCCGUAAACGAAUAAUGCAUCCAUUGAGCUUCAAGUAAGAUGCUCAAAUCGAAGAGGCGGUCUCAGUAUGCCUCCGAGCUUUUGACGGAGAAAUCGCCCUCGAAGCUAUGGUCGGAGGAGACGACAGCUUGAAAGCACCCUUAUAUCGCUGCAUGCUCCGUGCCGCAGCGUUAGAGGGUAUGUUCUACGUUGCUGGAGAUGGGUCAGAUGCAAUCCAUACUGUCGCAAUUUGGUUUGCGCCUGGAGUGAAGUUCCUCGGCAGCGCAGAACAGAGAGAGGCAGGUUUCAAUGAACUUUUCGCCAGUCUACCCCAGGCGGCCAAAGACUGGUGGAUGAAUGAUUACAGGAAGACAACAGAAGAUUAUCUUAACAGCGUAAUUGGUCAAGAGAAAAUCCUGAACUCCUGGUACUGCAAUACUGUGGCUACCGAUCCUGUUCAUCAAAGGAAAGGAUAUGGUUCUGCGUUGGUCAACGCAGUUCAGAAACGAGCUAAGGAGUCUCAUGACAUGAUGGUACUCGGUACGACGAACGAGAAGAAUAUCGCGUGGUAUGAAAGCCUGGGAUUCAAAUCAAUCGGGAAAGUGAACAUGUCUGCUCCAACGGGAGAUUUUUCCGCGACAUACCUUACAUGCAAUGCAUAGAUCGUUUGAAAACGUGUUUGACUAAUAGGUUCAUGAUAAUUUGAGACUUCAACAGAAAUUUCCGAUAAAACUUAAAGGCAAAGUUACGAACUUGGUUCUUG
This is a messenger RNA of Fomitiporia mediterranea MF3/22, 808 nucleotides long. RefSeq lists its product as uncharacterized. Lineage: Eukaryota; Fungi; Basidiomycota; Agaricomycetes; Hymenochaetales; Hymenochaetaceae. The transcript has 7 exons. The record is from RefSeq and is a predicted model, not a curated record. Gene Ontology annotation, molecular function: acyltransferase activity, transferring groups other than amino-acyl groups. Bases 174 to 707 code for a protein of 177 amino acids.